AUGGGACGACCAGAGUUUCAAGGAGGCUCACGCGGUGGAGGAAAUUUCCGUGGAUCGCCAAGAGGAGGUGUGCAAGGAGGGCGUGGCGGAGGAUUCCGAGGAGGCUCUCCCCGUGGAGGAUUUGGGGGUGGAAGAGGUGAAUUCGGCGGAUCUCGAGGUGGUUUUUCACCGCGCGGAGGCUCUCGUGGAGGUUUCUCGCCUCGUGGUGGUGAUGGCAGUCGCGGUGGAUUCCGAGGAGGCCCACGCGGUCGUGGAUCACCCAGAGGAGGACGUGGAGGCGCUGGAGGAAUGAGGGGCGGAAAACGAGUCAUCGUUGAGCCUCAUCGUUAUGAAGGUGUCUUUGUCGUCAAGGGAAAAGAAGACGCCCUCGCUACCAUCAACAUGGUGACAGGCGAAUCGGUUUAUGGAGAGAAGAGAGUGUCGGUUGAAAACGAAGGAACCAGCGUUGAAUAUCGAGUCUGGAAUCCUUUCCGAUCCAAAUUGGCCGCUGCUAUGAUGGGAGGCUUGGAGAACACGCACAUCAAGCCUGGAACAAAGCUGCUCUACCUUGGCGCUGCUUCUGGUACUACCGUUUCUCAUUGCUCGGAUAUGGUUGGCCAGGAUGGUAUUGUGUAUGCGGUUGAAUUUUCUCAUCGUUCGGGCCGUGACCUUCUCAAUGUCGCCAAAAAACGACCAAACAUCGUGCCAAUUGUCGAAGACGCCAGACACCCGCACAAAUAUCGCAUGCUUGUUGGAAUGGUGGACACGAUUUUUGCCGAUGUUGCUCAACCUGAUCAAGCCAGAAUUGUCGCCUUGAAUGCUCACAACUUCUUGAAAAAUGGCGGGCAUGCUGUUAUCUCCAUCAAAGCCAAUUGCAUCGACAGUACUGCUCAACCAGAAGCCGUCUUCGCUGGAGAAGUGAACAAGCUAAAGGAAGAAAAAUUCAAGCCUCGCGAACAAGUGACAUUGGAGCCUUACGAACGUGAUCACGCCGAAACGAUGACUGGGACCCCACAGGCUGUGCAAACCUAUGGAAGAAAAAGGACGGCGACGGCGGUUGCUCACUGCAAGAAAGGGCGAGGAGUCUUGAAGAUCAAUGGACGCCCAAUCGAUUGCGUGCAACCACAAGUUCUCCGUAUGAAAUUGAUGGAACCCCUACUUGUCGUCGGCAAGGAUCGCUUCCAAGACGUCGACAUUCGAGUUCGAGUGAAUGGCGGAGGAAAUGUUGCCCAAAUCUACGCAAUUCGACAAGCCAUCGCCAAGGGACUCGUCGCAUACUACCAGAAAUUUGUGGACGAGCAAAGCAAAAAAGAACUCAAAGAUCUUUUCGCUGCGUAUGACAAAUUUUUGCUUGUUUCUGAUCCCCGCCGCAGAGAAACUAAGAAAUUUGGUGGGUCUGGAGCUCGCGCCCGUUACCAAAAGUCUUACCGU
Mesorhabditis belari is the source of this 1410-nucleotide messenger RNA. NCBI's taxonomy places the organism in Eukaryota, Metazoa, Nematoda, Chromadorea, Rhabditida, Rhabditidae. The record is from the annotation of a GenBank genome assembly.